AUGUCAAAUAAUAAAAAGAAGCAAUCAGCUAAAAUAAUAGGAGGAAUCAUUGUGACCAUAAUCAUAUCAUUUCUUAUUGUGGCAUUAUUCCUGAAGCCAUCAUUAAUACCACUAAUAGGGGCUUUUUUGGGAGUUAAAGCAAUUUUUGACGCCAUGAGUAGUGGUAGCUCUAAAUGAAUAACUUUUUAGUUAUUUAAUACACACAUACAUAAAUAAUUAUUUACAAUAUUAGAGUAUUGUAGCAUGGUUUAUAGUUCUAUUUAGUUAUUGUAUAACUAACUUAAUAAACUUAUAGAGAAC
Nematocida parisii ERTm1 is the source of this 300-nucleotide messenger RNA. RefSeq lists its product as uncharacterized. Bases 1 to 177 code for a protein of 58 amino acids. Lineage: Eukaryota; Fungi; Microsporidia. The record is from RefSeq and is a predicted model, not a curated record. The transcript has a single exon.